Messenger RNA from Cariama cristata (Red-legged seriema), 1160 nucleotides. RefSeq names its product protein O-glucosyltransferase 1 (gene POGLUT1). The annotation marks the transcript as partial. Gene Ontology annotation, cellular component: endomembrane system. Gene Ontology annotation, molecular function: UDP-xylosyltransferase activity; UDP-glucosyltransferase activity. Gene Ontology annotation, biological process: positive regulation of Notch signaling pathway; protein O-linked glycosylation. Lineage: Eukaryota; Metazoa; Chordata; Aves; Cariamiformes; Cariamidae. The transcript is spliced from 10 exons. The record is from RefSeq and is a predicted model, not a curated record.
AUGCGAAAUGGAAGACAAUAACAGACCAAAUUAAGAAAGCUGUGGAAGUCUAUAAGCCAUGUGUAAAGCAGAAUUGCAGCUGCCACCAAAGUGUCUGGAAGCAGGACCUGGCUCCUUUUCAAGGUGGCAUUUCCAAGGAGAUAGUAUUGGAUGUGGUGAGCCGGAAGCUUGGGACACACUACCAAAUCAUUGAGAACAAAUUGUACCGUGAGCAGGACUGCUUGUUCCCUGCAAGAUGCAGUGGAGUUGAGCACUUCCUUCUGGGGAUCAUCAACCGCCUCCCUGACAUGGAAAUGGUGAUCAAUGUGCGAGACUACCCCCAGGUCCCCAAGUGGAUGAAACCCGUUAUCCCGGUCUUCUCCUUCAGUAAGACACCUGAAUACAAUGAUAUCAUGUAUCCUGCCUGGACGUUUUGGGAAGGAGGACCAGCUGUUUGGCCAAUUUACCCAACAGGUUUAGGGCGCUGGGACCUCAUGAGAGAGGACCUCAGAAGAUCUGCAGAAAAAUGGCCAUGGAUGAAAAAAAUCUCUAAAGGAUACUUCCGAGGAUCCAGAACAAGCCCUGAGAGAGAUCCCCUCAUUCUGCUGUCCCGAGAAAACCCAGAACUUGUUGAUGCUGAGUACACCAAAAACCAAGCUUGGAAAUCUGAAAAGGACACCUUAGGAAGGCCUCCUGCAAAGGAAAUUCCACUGGUUGAUCACUGCAAAUACAAGUAUCUGUUUAAUUUCCGGGGAGUGGCUGCCAGUUUUCGGCUGAAACACCUUUUCCUAUGUGGUUCACUCGUCUUUCACGUUGGAGAGGAGUGGUUGGAGUUCUUCUACCCCCAGCUGAAGCCUUGGGUCCACUACAUCCCAGUCCGAUCAGACCUCUCUAACGUCAGGGAGCUGUUGCAAUUUGUAAAGGAAAAUGAUGCCAUAGCACAAGAAAUUUCAGAGAGGGGACGCCAAUUCAUCACCGAGCACUUGCAGAUGGAGGAUGUCUCUUGCUACUGGGAGCAUCUGCUGUCUGAAUACUCCCAAGCCUUGACUUACAAAGUGAAAAGGAGGAAGAGCUACAGCGAGAUCAGUUCUGAAUGGCUGAAAACAGAACUGUAGGGACUUCUCUGUUUUUCUCUUCAGCUCAAACUGAUCUCUGUGAAAAUCUGAAGAUCGGUGCAUCUU